AUGACAUCAUUAUGUCAACUGCCUAUAGAAAUAAUACAAACUGUAUUAUACUAUAUUAUAGGAACCAAUGAAGAUGCUAUCAUACAUAUCGUUUCUACUAGAUGUAAUGAACAACGUCAACAAUUAAAAAAAUCCUUUAAAACUUCAUACGGCCGAGAUUUAAUAGAAGAUAUUAAAAGUGAAUUAAGCGGUGAUUUUAAAGAGACUGUCAUGGCAUGUUUUGUUAAACCAGCUGUAUAUGAUGCUUGGUGUAUUAAAGAGGCUAUAUAUGGGCUUGGUACAGAUGAAGAAACAUUAGUAGAAAUAUUAAUGACAAGAACUAACGCUCAGAUUAAUGAAAUGAAAGAAGUUUAUGGAGAUGAUACACAAUUAGAGAAGGAUAUUGAAGAAGAUACUAGUGGAGAUUUUAAACGUCUUUUAAUAUCAGCUUCACAGGGUACUGGUAUGUAUGAAGUAAAUUAUGAUGCUCUAACUGAUAUGGAUCAAGCCAGAAGAGAUGCUGAAGAGUUAUAUCAAGCUGGUGAAGCUAAAUGGGGAACAGAUGAAGAAACAUUUAACCGUAUCUUCUCAACUAGAGAUUACUAUUCAUUACGAGCUAUCUGGAAGGAAUAUGUUAAGAUAACACAGAGAGAUAUAUUAAACUCUGUAGAUAGAGAGACGUCUGGUGAUUUUAAAUCAGGAUUACGUGCUAUUGUAAUGAAUAUAAGAUGUCGACCUAUGUUUUUUGCUGAGAAAUUAAUGAGAGCUAUGAAGGGUUUAGGAACAGCAGAUAAAACUAUCAUUAGAGUCAUAGCAUCCCGUUCCGAGAUUGAUAUGGUACAAAUUAAAGAGUGCUUCUUACAGUUGACAGAAAAAACAUUAUGGAAAUGGUUGGAACAUGACUGUAGUGGAGAUUAUAAGAAAUUACUCCAGAAAUUAGUUGGCAGGGAUUAA
Messenger RNA from Lottia gigantea (owl limpet), 933 nucleotides. RefSeq lists its product as hypothetical. Gene Ontology annotation, cellular component: cytoplasm. Lineage: Eukaryota; Metazoa; Mollusca; Gastropoda; Lottiidae. The record is from RefSeq and is a predicted model, not a curated record. The transcript has 7 exons. The coding region runs from base 1 to 933 and encodes 310 amino acids. Gene Ontology annotation, molecular function: calcium-dependent phospholipid binding; calcium ion binding.